CGCUCCGCCCCAGGCCGGCGGGGAGGGCGGGAAGGAAGGCGGCGCCAGCCUGGGCGAAAGGCCCAUCCGGGAGCGGCGGCGCUGGCCCGGUUUCCCCUUUCCUGCCUCCCUUCCUUCCUCCCUCGCCCGCGAGUCCGUCGGCCCGACCCCGCCAUGGCACCCGCCGGCGACCGAGCCGGCUACUGGGACCCGCCGACCUCCACCCUCCAGUGGUGCGAGGAGAACUACGCCGUCUCCCAUUACAUCGCCGAGUUCUGGAAUACCAUCAGCAACCUGAUUUUCAUUCUACCUCCAAUCUACGGUGCAAUUCAGAGUUAUAAAGAUGGCCUUGAAAAACGGUACAUCGCUGCUUAUGUCUGCCUCACGGCUGUGGGUUUGGGAUCGUGGUGCUUUCACAUGACCCUGAAGUAUGAAAUGCAGCUGUUGGACGAGCUGCCCAUGAUAUAUAGUUGUUGCAUGUUUCUCUACUGCCUAUAUGAGUGCUUCAAGUACAAGAACACCGUCAAUUAUCCGCUGCUAUUUCUACUAGUGGCCUACAGCAUUAGCGUCACCAUAGUUUACCUAAACUGGAAACAGCCGCUGUUUCAUCAGAUUAUGUAUGGGACGCUGGUGACAGUGAUAGUUCUACGCUCUGUAUAUAUGGUGUUGUGGGUAUACCCCUGGCUUAGGGGUUUGGGCUAUACGUCUCUGACAUUAUUUUUAAUGGGAUUUUUUUUCUGGAACAUAGACAAUAUUUUCUGCGACAGUCUGAGAGGGCUGCGUAAACGGCUGCCUGCAGGAGUGGGCGCCCUGACUCAGUUCCACGCCUGGUGGCAUAUCUUGACAGGCCUCGGCUCCUAUCUGCAUAUAUUGUUCAGCUUGUACUCGAGGGAGGCAGCUUUACACAAGUAUCGGCUACAAGGUGAAGUUUCUCCUCGGGAUUUGGCCCGUCCUUUUAGUGGAGUCGCCCAAGAAGCAGUAAUGGAGACCUCUCCAUCUUGGCCAGAUGACACUUGGAUACAUCAGGAGGUUGCGCAGUCGUUUUGACAUACAUGUUCUCUUGGCGCUGUCAAGAACUCUUUUCUUCCCCUCUGUUUCUGGGACGACAGAGAACCGUGCGCAGCCAAGAGCCCAUGUGUCAAGGAAACCACAACGGGCGGGAGUCUUUCAUCGCGAAGGGUGGAAAAAAAAUCGGAGGGCAAUAUCUCUUGUGUCUUUGUGUGUCUGGAGAAGGUGCGCUCACGCGUGGUGCUGGUCUCAGCCAGUGGGCACCCUUCCUUUUGGAAUCAGGUGACUGAGGUUCUCGAUUGCUGGCUGGUUGAAAAGAACGUUGUUCCACUGAAUCAUGGAAAGCGACAGAAUCUUGGGAGUGCCAGCCGUCCCAUUUUGGUCGAUAAGAGAGACUUGGGUUUUCCAAGGGGCGUCUGUCUGUCUGUCUGUUAGUAGCUCUUAACUGUCUUUGUAACUUGGUUCCGCUACGCGCUCGAAGCCGGUCUCAGAGGGCAGCCAUCUUGCCCUGCUGUAGACAGCUAGAUUCGAAUCCAGGACCACCUUAGAAACCAACAGGUUAUCGCGGCUACGAGCUUUUGAGAGUCAAAGCUCUGACAUCGAACAAAAGGGGUUUUUUUUAACUCUUGAAAGCUCCUACCUUGAAUAUUUUGUUGGUUUCCGUGACCCUACUCGGACCCAAAUCUAGGUGCUCGAAACUGGUAUCUUUAGUAAUUUGGCACAGAUACAGGAGGAUCUUGCUAGUCCGUGGUUUUUGUUUUCUGUGGUUUUUGUUUUCUGUUCAGCACGUAGUUUGGUAAUUGGAGCCAAUUCUUGAUCUUUCCGAACCGGACACGUCCAUGUAACGUCCCCUGAAUUUUUUUAAAAAAAAAGUUUUUGAUUUUUAAAUUUCGGAAGCUACAGCCGUGUCACUCUGCAGUAGAAGAGCCAGAUUCGAAUCUAGCAGCACCUUUUAGACACCCACAAGAUUCUCCAGCUACGAAGCUUUCGAGGGUCAAAACUUCCUUCAAGGCGCGCUGUGCUGCAUCUGCCAAAGGGAGCGUUGACUCUCGAAAACUCGUCCCUUCGAAAAUCUGGCUGGUCUCCAAGGUGCUACUGGACUCAAAUCUGGUCUGAGAGAUUCUUUAAAUGCAAGGUGCUCGUCAAGGGUUUGCUGUACAGUUCGGUUCCGUAAGAGAACUGUUACCCUAAUCCAGCACUCAGUUUUCCACCUUGGCCCACCAGAUGUGUUUGUUCCACCCCAGAAGAUCACCGGACUAUAACAGGCCCCUGGUGACGAUCCUGUUUUGCCACCAUGGUGAAGAUCUAUCGAUAGAUCCCCUCUAGAUCUUAUCUAAUCCCCUGUUAAUACCUCUAUUCUCAUAGUUCAGCAGGACCAGCGGUUCAAACAGUGACUUGAGAAAUGCCAAAAAAUCUGUUUUCUUUGGAAGAAGAUGAGUCAGGUUCCUUUUGAACAAGAGUUGAUCUUUAUACCCUGCUUUUCUCAACCGUAAGGAGUCUCAAAGUGGCUUACAAAUGCCUUUCCUUCCUCUCCCCACAACAGACGCCUUUGUGAGGCAGGUGGGGCUGAGAGAAUUCUGAGAGAACUGUGACUAGCCCAAGGUCACCCAGCAGGCUUCAUGCAGAGGAGCAGGGAAUCAAACCCAGUUCUUUAGACUGGAGUCCGCCACUCUUAACUUCUAUGCUGUGUUUCUUUUGAAGCACAGGUGUCAAACUCGCAGCCCUCCAGAUAUUAUGGACCACAGUUCCCAUCAUCCCCAGCCAGCACGAUGCUGGCAGGGGAUGAUGGGAACUGUAGCCCAUAACAUCUGGAGGGCCGCAAGUUUGAUACCUAUGUUUUAAAGCCUCGCAGAGGAUUCCCAUUUGAUUUCACUAUGCUUCAGACUCCCAAGUCUUAAGCCAGCCUUGAACCCGCAUAUCAAAGGCAAAGACCCCAGAUUUGAUAGCAGCUGGAGCCACUCUGUAUGCAUCUCCCACAGAAAUGAACCUACAUUUGCCAUGUUUGGCUUCUGACGCGAGCUGUGGAAUCACACCUUCGUCCCGGGCCCUGAACAUUUAUUCACUCAGAAGUGACUGAGUGCCAACGCUCGCUUUAGUUUUCUUUCAACCAGUCUGACUGAUAUUUGUCUGCCCUUUUAGAGGAAUCUUCUUUAAAGACAGCUGCCCGGUUCUACAGUUCUUAAGUGUGAGGAACAACAUGGUAAUUAUACUUUACAAGUGGGAGGGGGAAUCCCUCCCCCCCUUCUUAGCUUGCUCCGCCCUGCUACUUGAUUACUUGCAUUAAGAUCAGGGUUUUACUAUUUGGGACUGUUAUUUGAACUGUGCUCCGCAAGGACGGCGUGAAUUGGCUUCCUCCAAAAUCCCUCUUGGUUUCCGUGCGCUGGGUCAAAGUCGGGCCUCGCUAACGUUCCGGGUGUUCUUUCCAGCUACGUUAGAUUUUAGUUACUUAAGAGAUAAUAACUGCCUAUAUUGCUUCUUGCAAUCUCCUGGGGACCUCCCUUCGAAAAAGAACUUCAAAUGAUGCAGCAAAUUGUAGGCAUUUGAGGAAUGCCAUAAGACAAGAUAAAUAAUUUUUAUAGAUACAUCGCUAUUUCAUCUUCGGUGUUCCUUCCAUAUAGUCCUGCAUGACUACGGAGAGAGCCCUUUGUCUCCUUUGACAUCCCCCUGUUUGUUUUUGUACUAGUUGGAAAGAGCCAAAAUCCUUUUGCCUGCCCCUAUGGGCCUCUCGUGAGCCUUUAUCUCGCUUUCGAAAUUAUGUUUACACGUUCAGGGAGUGAAGUGAGUCAUCGGCUCCCCGUCUGCCAAGUGAAGGGCUCUUGACUCGCCUCUCCUUCGUACCGCAAUCAGGAACGUUUCUAAAAUAUGGAUAAUGUGGUUAUCUUUGGUAUGCAGAGGAAGGGUUAGGUCAAUCGUAGAAGCACUGUCUGUGGUUUCUUGGAAUACCAAUAUUUGACUGGGGGGUUGGGGGGGGGGAGCAUCUUGCAGCUCUAGAAGCGGAUCUGCAUUUUUCCGACUAUGACAAGCCUUUUUUUUCCUUACUGCCGGGACACACGCAGCCUCCUGUAAGAUUUGUAGGCUCUAGGUUCGUUUGGAAGUAUAAAACUUCCCCUCCGUUUCCAGGAUUCGCACAGAGAGCCAGGGGCUUUGGGUUUUGCCGCCGCGAGGUAAUCUUUGCGGCACCUAAAGCGAUUAUUGAGAUCUGGGGUGCUGUGUGGUUUCUGGGCUGUAUGGCCGUGUUCUAGCAGCAUUAUCUCCCAACACAUGCCAGCUGGGUGACCUUUGGGCUAGUCACAGUUCUUUGGGGCUCUCUCGCAGGGUGUUUGUUGUGGGGGGUGGGAUAGGAGAUUGUAAGCCCCUUUGAGUCUCCUUAUAGGAGAGAAAGGGUGGAUAUAAAUCCAAACUCUUCUAUUUCUUCUUCUCUCUUCCUAUGUUCCCUCCAGCAUCUCACCCCUUUUCUCAAAGGUGAUGGGGUAUCGUAACAGUACCCCUAGGAACUCAUCUGAGUCACUGAUUUUCCCUCCAGGGGCAGUACAAUCUCCUGUCCAUCACCCCAACCACACAAUUCUGUCGGGUGCAGUGGCAGAGAGUUCCCCAGGCCAUCCUGUUCAGGUACAAUUUGGAACUCCGUAACCCCUUUUGAAUUACCCACAGCGGUAUGGAAGGGGGUGUGUGUGAGACUGGAACACGCGGAGAGGAUUCCAGAGUGUUGUCUCAGGAUAACAGCUCUCAGUGAGUCUUAAAUCGUACAUCGGUGCCAACUUGUCAUGACAGACCCAGCAAUAAUACUGGUAGCUAGGCCACGCCAGCCGUAGGAACGAAGUACAGAGUAUGUGGCUGCAGGGCAGUGGGUCAAAAGCUAUUUACAUCAUCUCAGCAACUUUCUUGGACCUAUUAGCCCCAAUCUGCAAGAUGGUAAAACAAUUUAAAAAAUGUACCUAUGUCGUUAGUCCCCUAGAAUUUGAAAGUCCUCUUUGCAGUAGUAACGUAUCAGUCGCUUUAAAUCUUGAUCAUCCUUCUAGUGAAGGAGAACCACGCGGGCAGUAACCAAUUAAAACUGAAAUCCUUCACUCGGACGAA
Molecule: messenger RNA, 5064 nt
Organism: Sphaerodactylus townsendi
Lineage: Eukaryota; Metazoa; Chordata; Lepidosauria; Squamata; Sphaerodactylidae
Gene: ACER3
Product: alkaline ceramidase 3
Exons: 11
Coding region: 154-1026 (290 amino acids)
Biological process (GO): phytosphingosine biosynthetic process; ceramide metabolic process
Cellular component (GO): endoplasmic reticulum membrane
Source: RefSeq, a predicted model, not a curated record